Echinococcus granulosus is the source of this 1629-nucleotide messenger RNA. RefSeq names its product Double C2-like domain-containing protein beta. Lineage: Eukaryota; Metazoa; Platyhelminthes; Cestoda; Cyclophyllidea; Taeniidae. The transcript is spliced from 10 exons. The coding region runs from base 1 to 1629 and encodes 542 amino acids. Gene Ontology annotation, cellular component: membrane. The record is from RefSeq and is a predicted model, not a curated record.
AUGGAAGAAAUCAGAGGCCUGCCCAAAUGUGGCCUCCAUAGCAGUUGUCCCGCCAGUCCACUGAUCUCGAAACCUAUGACAACAGUGGACGGAUGGACGAGUCUCCUUGCUCGCGGCCCUGCGGAGCUAAUCCCCUCAACUGGUGGUGCUCAGGCCAGUGAUGACGACUGGACACGCAUCGAAAAAAGGCCUCCGGAGCCAGUACCAACGAGUGAAGGUGUUGGAAGUCACAGCAGUUUUACUAGUAAGUCAGUUCCCAGUUACUCGCUUGAGGAUGUCAAAUCGUCGCUUGAGGAACCUAGCAACUCCUCUAGUGCAGUCAUCACAAACUCGGGGAACAACGGAGGCAUCGGCGCAGUCACUCAUCCAGGAAGCCCUCACAACUUAUUUGAAUCUCCAACCUGGAAGCCAUCAAUGGAGCAGCAACAGCGGCAGCAUCAGACCCUUUUGUUAUCACCAACAAGCAAAACAGACCAAAAAACACCCAGUCAAAUUCAUGAGUCUCUAUCAGGAAACAGUCUCAACUCAACUGAGCGAUCACCCCAACGCGGAAGAGAAUCAAAAGUACAGAGUCUUUUCCCUGAAACUCGGUUGGGUCUCGGCCUCAGCGAUCCCAAGAUUGCUCCAUCCACGUUCACUCUGUCCCCAGAGCUGAAGUUCAACAAAGGUUCUCCAUCUCGCAGAAAGUCUGCUAUCCCUUUCUCAGAAGCUCCUCUGGGAAUUCUUUACUUUUCUGUCACACACGAUGUUACCAACUGCGAACUCCAUGUCCGGAUACACAAUGCUAAGCACCUUAUUGCGAUGGAUGCGAAUGGACUUUCGGACCCGUUUGUGGUGUGUCAGUUACUGCCGACUGUUGGAAAACGAUUUCGUACCCGAACGAUUCCUCAAAGCCUCAAUCCUGUUUGGGACGAAACAUUUACUUUUGUUGACUUUGACAAUCGAAAGCUUGAACAGAAAAUUCUUAGGUUGGCCGUCUUGGAUGCGGACACCUUCGGCGCAGACUGGCUAGGUGAGUAUCGUCUCGGCCUUGGUGAAUUGUUGCCGGAUCGAUUAUCGGAGUUCGCUGUGCCUUUAAAUCCUCGCAAGCCACUUUCAAAGGAGAUCGAUGACUUGACCAACCCCACGCGAGGGAAAAUACAAAUUGCACUGCGGUUUAUUGAGGAGACGAAGCAGCUUUGUGUAGAGAUUCUACGAUGUGCCGAUCUGGCCCCAAUGGAUCGCAACGGACUCUCCGAUCCCUUUGUAAAGCUGUGUCUUCGACCUGACAAACUCCGUAAAACUAAACAAAAGACCAAGAUCAAAAAAUCAACUCUUUUCCCAGAAUUCUACGAGGAAUUUUUCUUCGCCAUGGCUGCCUUGGAGGUGAAUAAGCGUACCCUGGAGAUAACUGUAUGGGAUUUCGACCGAGGGAUGAGAAACGACUUCAUCGGUGGCCUGACGCUAGGCGCGAAGGCCAAGGCGGAGCGCCGCGAGGUCUGGCAGGCGGUGUUUCGCCCGCCCUACCGGCGCUUCGAGGCCUGGUUUCAGCUCGCCUCUCGCUCCGAUACCGAGUAUCCCGGCAGUGAACCCCAGGUUGCUGACGAGGGCACCAUUGAUCACUCUUCAGCUUCAGGCAUUUGUGAUUAG